Messenger RNA from Phodopus roborovskii (desert hamster), 1294 nucleotides. RefSeq names its product probable RNA polymerase II nuclear localization protein SLC7A6OS. The record is from RefSeq and is a predicted model, not a curated record. Gene Ontology annotation, biological process: developmental process. Lineage: Eukaryota; Metazoa; Chordata; Mammalia; Rodentia; Cricetidae.
CGCGCCUUCCCACAGUGCUCCUCGGCAGUCGCUAUGGAGGCCGGCAGGACUGCGGUGCUGCGCGUGAAGCGGAAGCGUAGCGCGGAGCCUGCAGAGGCUCUCGUGCUGGCCUGUAAACGCCUCCGGAGCGGCGAGGUCGAGUCGUGUGCUCAGGAGACGCCAGAGCGUCCGGAUUCGGCGGCUGAGAGUAAUGUCUUCCAGUUGGUUGCUACCGUGCGCUCCCAGGAGGAGCCAAUCCAGCAGCUUGUGCGGGCUGCCCUGCGCCCGUCCCGGAGCAGCCAGCUGCGUAUCCGCCGCGAUCUUCGGGCCUCAGUUCGCGAGGUUCGUAAAGAGGGCCGCUACAGAGUAGUCUCCAGCCACCGAGCCUCGGGGAUCUCCAGUAGUUUGGAGCCACGCUGUGUGUCAGAAGAUGUCGGGGAUGCAGGCUUCCAGUUGUUGGACUUGGUCCACGAGGAGGGAGACCUAGAGGCGGCGGCCACAGACUGCUGCAGAACAUCUGAUCCAGAUGUGAUCCUCUGCAAUUCUGUAGAGUUGAUCCGUGAGAGGUUGACUGUAUCUGAAGAUGGACCACAAGUGGAGCACCAGAAGGAAUCAAAGCACAAUGAUGACUACGUAUAUGACAUUUACUAUAUGGAGAUGGCCCCUCCAGGAUGGAUUGAGAACAUCCUCUCUGUGCAGCCCUACAGCCAGGAGUGGGAGCUGGUGAAUGAUGAUCAGCAACCAGAAGAUACAUAUGAAGAUGAAGAUGAUGAAAACAGUGAAAAUAAUUGGCGCAAUGAGUACCCAGAUGAAGAAAGCAGUGAUGGAGAUGGAGAUUCUAGAGACUCUAAUGAAUACAACAGCCUCAGUGAGGAGGAAAGAGGCAGCAGACAGUUGGUGUGGAGCAAGUACCCUUUGGAUGUACAGAAGGAGUUUGGCUAUGAUAACCCCCAUGAUCUGGAUUCAGAUUGAUGGUCUGGUGAGAUUUUUCCAAAAGCCCUUGAGAGCUCUGUGACUGCAGUGCCAUCAUCUUAGGAUGUCUAACUGAACAUGUAGAAAGAAAAGCUAUACCCAAGCACAGUGAAGACUUAACUGAGGGCUCUUCUACUUAUAUGUGACAAGUGAAGCCAAGCAUGCUGGCUCAGGCCUGUAAUUUCCAGCAUUCAAGAAUCUGGAAGCAAAAGGAGAACUGAAAAUGCAAGGCUGGCCGAGAUUACAUAAAAGUUCUAGGCCAACCUGGGCAAAAGAAUAAGAUUCUAUUUUUUAAAAAGCAAGUGAUCCUACAGUCUGAAAAUAAAAUUAUGUAAAACCUCCA